GCACCACUAGCCCCCAGUAGUAGUGGCGGUGUCGGUGACCUGACAGGAGGGUGAACCGGUUAGGGCGUGUUGGUUGUGCAGGGUAGAGUAGAAAAGUGGUCGGUCGGUGGGUCGUUGCCAGUAGGUCAGGUCACCACGGGAAAAGGAGCCUUCGAACGAGCCGCGCCGGAUUUGUGUUAAGUUCGAGUUUAAUUGCAACUGCGAAAAAAACUUUUCUGAAGGACUCUACAAUUCGGUACCAGGUUAUCUCUUGUGCCAAACCGCAAAGAGAACUACACUCGAACGCAUUAUCGAAACUAACCCGAAAAUAAAGAACAAAUUAUCCGACCCCUUUUCUUUAUCAGUAAAAUUCAAAUUUCACUUACUAUAAUACUUUACUUCAAACUUAGGAUUAGGGUGGUGCCACUUAAAUAUUACCAUAUUUUCUUAAAUCAGUUCAUAACACCUUCUAAGAGCAACAAAAUUAUUGAUUAUUUUAAACUCAUCAAUUUAAUCCAACCCCAUUUCGUAAACUUACCCAUCAUCAAGUUAUGGCAUACAUUAACUGUUCCUUAUAAUUGACAUAUCAUCAUCUUGCCAUUCAAUCUUUAUAAAUAUAAGCAAUGACUUUUGAAAUUCGGAAGCAGUUUGUGUUAAAAUGUGUUGUGGGUAAACUAGAUGAAGCGUGCUAGUAGUGACGACUAAAAAUCGUGGAGGUGUUUUUACACCAGAAAUUAAUAUUGUUUGUUGGUCAGUUUGCAUACAUCCAUGUGCAUGCUGUUGCAGGAAUCACGCGGAAAGAGGCCCUUCAAGCUAUGGGACGGGCGUCGUAGCGUGCGCAAGGGGCUGGUGGUGGGUAGCCUAGAGGAGUUGGUGCAGAGAGGUCGAGAUAAACUCGGUGUCUCUGUUGGAGAGCCGGUUCGACUCGUACUCGAAAGCGACGGCACCCAAGUCGAGGACGCCGAGUACUUCCGGACGUUGCCGGCCAAUACCAUCUUGCUGCUCCUUAGGCCUGGCGAACGAUGGCUUCCGGCUGGAGUCGACGUCAUACGUGCAGUAGCUAUCUCCGCAAUACCGAAGAUUGUGUGCGAGACCAUCCACGCACUGGAGCUGCACGAUGAGACGCCCUCGUGGAAGAUUAUGGACAACAAGGGUCGCGUGACGGUGGUCCUGCACUGGGAUCAGCGAUCCGGGCCGUCGAGAACGUCCUCGGAGGCGCCGUCGCCGGCCCCAGGCAAGUUCUCACCCAGUAAGCGACCAUCGUUGGUCAUACAAACGUCACUCGGCAAGAAAGAAACAGUCAUUAACGACGUUUACCCACCACAGCCCCCGCAACCACGGUAUUCCAGCCCCCAGAUCACUGUGAUAAACCACGACGACAUCAAGCCGCAGCACCGGCUGCUCAAACAGGGCAGUUCUUUAGAGAGCGCCACCAUCCACAUUCACACUCCCGAGUGUGCUCACCACGCCCAUCAGCCUCGAGCCGGAAGUCCCCAGAGUAAUGGUGCCAUCGAAUGCGACUUUCACUGUUGCGCCCUGCACGAAGAAGGUCGAAAAAUUGCAGUGCACAAGAGCGUUGCGACAUCACCGAUACAAGAUGCUCAACAACAAACGUCGCCGCAGCCGCCGUCGAGACACGUGCGUUUUUUGGAUAUCGAGGGCGGUGGCAGCGGGCGUCACUCCCAAGCGGAUCAGCACGAAAGCUCCGAGAGCGAAACUGAAAACACGGUGAUGGAAGAUGAAGCUAUCACGUCGGAAAAGUUCCUCUUGCUUAUCGACCAGUUGAGCGUUGAUCAGAAGCGGCAUCUCAGCAUCAAAGAUAUUGGCAUCAUAUUGGAACGGUUGAGUUCGAAGAUCUUGGACGUGGAGCGGUUGGAUAGAGAGAGCGAGAGUGACGAUUGUUAUAACUGGACGAUCAAGGCGACGAUAAGAGGCGAUGUCCUGCGAGAGCUAGGCGUUAUAUACAACGGAAAUUAUUACGCCAUCUCCGAACAUCCCGGCUACAAAGAGGAAAAUGAAGGCGGAGUAGAGGAAGUUGAAGAAGAGGAAGAGGAGGAAGACCGGCUGUGAGCUAACUUGACUGCCAAAGUAAUUUGUAAAACUUGAACACUGCUACGACAAGCAAAAAUCUGUAUGGAAAUCUCCAUAUUGUCGCAAAGCACAAAAACUCAGACGAAGAUACAAUUCGAAAAUGAAGCCGGUACGCAACCACAUAUCGAAUCCGAAGCGAAUAAUCGAUAUGAGCUACCAGCAGAUUAUAAAAAUACUAAAGAAUAUUAUAAUAGUUGUUGAUAUAGCAAAAUUUUAAAUAAAGUAAAAAAAUCGAAACGACGACAUCUACAAAACCUAUCAUCCCCAUCAUCAGUCAUCAUCGUAGAAGAUCACCGUAGACAAUCGACAAGCGAUUUAAUUUCUUGUGCACGACGUAAUAAAAUUAACAAAAAAUGCGUGUUCCACGUGUGUUCGUUAUUUAAUAAAAAAUAAUCAUAAACAGAAAACGAAAAUUAUAAGGUCUACCAACUUUUUUUUUAACUUAGAACAAUUGAUUUUAUUUUCUGGACUUGGUCGCGGCGUACCAAAUGAAUAAAACUACCACUGAAGACUACCGAGAGGGUUUAAUAGGUCAUAAUUGCUUUAUACUUUUUAUAAAUUAUGUGUACCGAGUACUUAGCCGAAGGUUACUUAUUUUUAAGAUAAUAUAUGAAAUAGUCGAGGUAUAGAAUAUAUUUAUAAACGAGUUGUUUAGGAUAUUGAAGAUAUUUAUAAAUGGAUACAAAAGAAUAUGUACAUUGCUCAAUUGUCCUUUUUAUUUUUAUUUGUAUAUUCACUUGACGAUAUAUAUUAUAUAUAUACUAAACAUAAAUAACGAUCAAUUCGGGUUUGUUGUGAUGGACGAAGGAAGAAUGAAGAAUUAUUACCUAUUAUCUAUCAUCAGACUGUUAAGACAAUUUGGGACUCUCAUACCGUGUGUGAGGUGAGACGCAGUAGGUCUACAUUAGAUGAUGAACUGUGUACCGUUUCCGUUGAUGUUACAGAACUAUUUUUUGUUCGACAACGGAAUAAUGGGUCAUAUACACGCAUGUAUGUAAGACUAUCAGUGCCAAAAUACAACAUAAUAUAAAACGCGCACGCAUUGUACAGUGGAUUGAUUGUUUUCUUUUACGAAUUGUGAAUGCCGGGUCGUCGUCAACAUCGACGUCCCUUCCAUCUUGGACAUCAACGGUGAAAAGGGUGAAGAGGUCGAAAAGCGAAUCCAGUCCGCAACAGUUGACAAUCAUUUGGGUAGCGGUUGGAGUGAUUAAGUCCAGAAUGGAGGUGGGCGUCUCGACGUUUUGAUAAACGUUAUCGUUGUUUGUGUUUUUUUUGGAUCAAGGGGCUUUCCAGGUAACGUUUAUACUUUAUUAUCACGUUUUGUAUUUAUUCAAAGGUGGUCAAUUGCAAUAAAACGAAUGAAUCAAUCGCAAAAUAAA
Messenger RNA from Onthophagus taurus, 3449 nucleotides. It is a transcript of the gene Drep2, whose product is annotated as DNA fragmentation factor-related protein 2. Gene Ontology annotation, biological process: regulation of apoptotic process; apoptotic process. The record is from RefSeq and is a predicted model, not a curated record. Lineage: Eukaryota; Metazoa; Arthropoda; Insecta; Coleoptera; Scarabaeidae.